AUGGGCAAAAAGGGCAAAGGAAAAGGCAACAAGCUGGCCAAGAUGUCAGAGGAGGAGCGAGCGCGCUACCUGCAAAUGCGUGCGGAUGCCGAGGAGGAGACGAGAAGGCGGAAAAUGCAGCUCAUAUCGAUGUACAUGAAGAACAAACUCAAACGCGAGGAUGCCUUUGGGCGUCUCAACAUGGCCAAAAUCAAUCAGGAGUGGCGCAGCAUACUCCGCCAGGUGAAGAUACAGGAGCUGCGCCGUGAAAUCGUCGACGUGGAGGCGUUCUUCAAGGAGGCGCUGAAGCGCAAGGACAAUGUCAUACAGCGGCUCAUCGCGCACAUUGGCUCCGCGGAGGACAUGUACGCGAACCUGCAGCAGUCGCACAUGGAGAACAUCAGCGGCAUCAUUGGCAUCCACCGCAGUCGGCUGGAGUUCUUUAGAAGCAUCUACGAGGAGGACAAGCAGGCGGUGCUGGGUGAGUGGGAGCUGGACUCCGCCGGCUUUCGGGCCAUGCACGAGCAGAAGCAGCAGGAACUGGAGUGCGUGUUCUAUCAGGUGGAGGAGACAACCGAUCGGGAGAUCAAGGACAAUCACGAGCGUUUCCUGGCGCGCUGUGAGGAUCUCAAGAGCGGCAUGCAACUGCAGCUGGAGCAAAUCACCAGCAGGGGCGAGGCGAAGCUGGAGCGGCUCUGGCAGGACUAUCAAUCGGUGCUCGCUGGCUACUGCCAGCACAUCGAAGGCUUCUACUCGGAGUACGUGGAUCUGAAGCAGCGCGACGAGGAGGCUGCCCUGCAGAUCAGCCAACAGACCUACGACAUUGAGCAUCUGAUUGACCAGCUGGCCAACCUGCGGCUCGUCUCGGAGGAGUUUCAGGUCAAGCAGCAGGCGCAGCUGGAGCAGCGGCAGGCCAUCAAGCAGCAGCUGACGGAGCGGCUGCGGGAGCUGCGCACCUGCGUGGAGCAGGAGGUGGCACGCGAUCAUCAGACCUUCAAGCUGAUGUCCGUCGAGAGUUACAAUGCGCUGGAGACGCUCCAGGGCAUCGUCAGCCAUGGCGACACUCUGGUCCAACUGUCUGCCGUCUGUGCUAAGAUGGAGACCCAACGCGAGAAGAUGUUCCUCCUGCCCGAGUUGUCGCGGGAGAUCAUAGAGAUUCGUGAAUUGAAAGAGCAAUCCGAUGCAGCCACCGAUCAGCUCAGGGAGGAAAUCGGAGUGGUGCCCGAAAUGGACACCUUUUGGCGUCGCGUCAACAAUGUGGCCGUGGACGUGGCCUGCCUGAAGCAGCAAAAGAAACGCCUGGAGGCAUCCAACAGCCAGCUAAAGGCGGAGCUGCAGGAUUAUUUGGUAAACCUGAACAUCAGCAAUGGCUCCAACAGCCACGUGCACGACUACCUCUGCCGGCGGCCCAAGAGCAUGUCCGUGGAUCGCGUCACACGCCUACAGCUGCAGCCCAAGCAGGUGAAGAGCGCGCUGCCAGCUGGCCGACGUCCGCCACUGCCCACUCCUCCAACAAUCCACCCCGGGCGUGUUCGCGUGGCCGCCUUCGAGGCGAACCUCUCCAAUGCGGUGAGAUCCCGGCACCUGGCCAGGGGACGACCCGAGCUAGCCAGAAUGGAGCGGAAUUCCUAGAUUUUGCUGUCAGGUUUUUCAGUUUAGUUCAGUUUAGUUUUUCCCCCUUUCGAGCACCUCCACCCACCGAGAUGCUGUGCUUUCGGAAUAUUACAAAACGCUUUGGCACGAAGCCGCCGCUGCAAGGGAACAGUGACAUGGUCUUUCUGAAGAUCUUGUGUACCGUCAGGCCGGAUUUCUUGAAGAUACUCGUGCCGAUAAAGAAUGGACGCAUUUGCUGUCCAUUUCCACCCCGAAUCGACGAUUUGACCAAGUCCUUUUGCAGAUGCUAUCUGCGAAAAAUGCUCCAGGAUUACGACACAAAACGGGAGGAGCAGAGGAAAGCCCGCACUCGGUGCACAUCCAAACAGAAAUCGUCGCAUUGACUGGAUUUUACCAGGUGCUUUGUAAUCUUCUCAAAUCUGCAAUGCAAAAUUCAAACCUGAGGAUAUUUUCAAAUUGAAAUUUAAAGUUAAAUAAACCGCGCUGCUAGAUCAGUGAAAAGAGAUAAA
Drosophila guanche is the source of this 2102-nucleotide messenger RNA. RefSeq names its product dynein regulatory complex subunit 2. The record is from RefSeq and is a predicted model, not a curated record. The transcript has 4 exons. Gene Ontology annotation, cellular component: axoneme; axonemal dynein complex. Gene Ontology annotation, biological process: axonemal dynein complex assembly; cilium-dependent cell motility; regulation of cilium movement. Bases 1 to 1611 code for a protein of 536 amino acids. Lineage: Eukaryota; Metazoa; Arthropoda; Insecta; Diptera; Drosophilidae.